Messenger RNA from Acanthaster planci (crown-of-thorns starfish), 5129 nucleotides. It is a transcript of the gene spag1, whose product is annotated as sperm associated antigen 1. NCBI's taxonomy places the organism in Eukaryota, Metazoa, Echinodermata, Asteroidea, Valvatida, Acanthasteridae. The record is from RefSeq and is a predicted model, not a curated record. Gene Ontology annotation, molecular function: heat shock protein binding. Gene Ontology annotation, cellular component: mitochondrion; cytosol.
AUUUUAGAUAAGUCUCGUUCCUGUAAUCAAGAUACAUGUUUCAUUUUAUUAACGAAAAAGGGUUUCAGACUGAGGGAAAUUACCACAAGCAGGCAACUACUACUAACGAAUUCGGCAGUUGCAGUUCCGCCACAUCUUGUGAGAAAACUUUGUUACGAAGUACGAGAUAGCGAAGAGAUUGUUUGGAAUCCUCAGGCAUGGAUGGUUUCCCAAGUGCCACAGUGGAUGGUUCAUCGUCCUCCUCCAGAGACAUUCCCAUCGAGCACCAGGAUUAUGGCUACAUCGGUGACUGCAAGAACGUAAAGGAGCUGGAAAAUAUCCUUAAAGCCCUCAGGUCUGGCAAGGAUGGACAUUACCCAGAUUUGAUAGAGUUCUGCGAGGGCAGGAUCGCAACUCUGGACCCCAAGAGCAAGGCACUGCGGAAGGACAAGCCUCCUGCCUCUGCAGCUGAUGUGGACAAGAACGAGUGGCAGCAAAUCAAUUCAGAUAUCAAGGACUGGGCAGCUGAGAUGGGCAAGGAGAGCACGUCCAGCCCUGGGUUGAGCAAUGAUGACAAGACUCUUCCCCCAAUCCGUCAACCAGUCACUCUUGACACCAGCGGAAAGAAGAACAAGGGCAAGGAGCAAGAUUGGGGAAAACCUUCCAAGGACAGGAUCAAAUCUUCUGAUUAUCGAGCUUGGGACAAAUUUGACGCCGAAAAGGCUGCCGAUGAAAUUGAUUUGAAGAAAAAAGGAGGGAAGGACAGCAACCAACGGAAGCCAUCCCCUGCGAAACUGCCAAGCACCAUAAAUACAGACGGCAUGUCUGAUAAAGAGCGUGAGCUAGUGGCUAACAAAGAGAAGGACAAAGGCAAUGAGGCGUUUAAGGCAGGAGAUUUUGAGGAGGCCAUCCAGUAUUACACUCGAAGCAUCUCGGUCAUACCGUCGGCUCCGGCGUACAACAAUCGCUCUCUCGCAAGGAUCAAGUUGGGCCAGUUCAUUGAUGCCGUGGAGGAUUGCACUAAAGUCUUGGAGUUGGAGCCUGAGAACAUCAAAGCCUUACUCCGACGAGGCACUGCUCGCAAGUCUUUGAGACAGCUCACCGAUGCCAAGAAAGAUCUUGAAGCUGUCUUGAAUGCUGAGCCAAACAAUAAACAGGCAUUGGAUCUUGUGGCAGACAUUGUAGCCAAAGAAAACAAAGAGAAGAGUUCCCCUAAACCGUACAAGGAACGUGAAAUCGAAACCACGCAACCCAAGCCCAGUGGGCGACGAAUGGUCAUUCAAGAGGUUGAAGGUGACAGCGAUAGUGAAGAAGAAGAGGACGCUGGGAAAGGUCAGGGGUCACUUGUCAACGGUACAGGAUCACAAAAUUCUGACGAGGGCGGAGCAGACGGAGGGCAUGGCAAUGGCGAAGCUGACGGGAGUUCCUCGCCGACCGUUGCCACUGUAACUCAAGACCAAGAGAGCAGCCAGGCCCCAGUUACCUCUCUUCCGUCCAGCAAUGGCAACCCCAAGGCAGAGCAAAGCAAUGAUGGCCAAGCUGUCGUGGCGACGCUGCCUGAGCCCACGCCCAUCCCUUCCCGACCCCUGCCCGAUGAUGUCAUCGCACUGAAGGAUUCUGGGAAUGAGCUGUUCAAGGCAGGACAGUAUGGUGAAGCCAUGCAGAAGUAUUCCUUAGCCAUCACCAAAAUUCUCCCAGAUAAGGAAUCCUUCCCGAAUGCUCUGGCGUCGCUGUACAACAACCGCGCUGCCUGUAAGUCCAAGACGGGCCACCUGAAGGAAACGAUAUCGGAUUGUGACUCGGCGCUAGAGAUCCAGCCUUACAGCGUCAAAGCCAUGCUUCGCAGAGGGGCAGCUUACGAGGCACUGGAGAAGUAUCGUCACGCCUAUGUUGACUAUCAAUCCGCUAUGAAAUUGGACACUACCAACCAGUCAGCGCAGACAGGAGCCACAAGAAUGAUGAAAAUCCUGUCGGAUCAAGAUGGUCCCAAGUGGCGGGAGAAGCUUCCUUCCACCCCCACUGUGCUGGGUUUGUCCCUCCCACCCCCUUCCCUGACCACCAUGGCUCCUAGCAACACCAGCAUUCCCAACGUCACCUCCACCACCAAUGCAACCAGCCAGCCGGCCAUGGCCACCGGCCCUGGCCAGCCCCAGUCCGGACUCAAGAGUCAAGAUGUCAAAGGCGAAAAAGCCAAGGCGAAACCGGGCGUCGGAGACCAACCCGCCAAGGCCCAGGGUUCCAAAGGGAAUGUGAGCAGAGGGCCUGAUGGGCCGUCCGAAAAGGUCGAAGUUGGAUCAGGGGUCAAGGACAAGAGUGACCCGAUGUCAGUCACUGACCCUAAGCUGAGCAAGGAGGAUAACUUCUUGAAGCUGAAAACCGAGGGGAAUGCCCUAGUUCAACAGGGGAACUAUGCCAAAGCAGCAGAUUUUUAUACAGCCUGUAUUGCCUUGGACCCCAACCAGAUCGUCAGCUACACCAACCGUGCACUGUGCUUCAUCAAGCUACUCAAGGGAAAUGAAGCAGAGGCCGACUGCACCAGAGCAUUGGAGCUGGACGAGAGUAACAUAAAAGCUUUGUACAGGAGAGCUUUGGCCAGAAAGAUGCUGAACAAGUACAGUGACGGAGCGCGCGACCUGACAAGCUUGCUCAAGAUCGAGCCGAAUAAUGCCUCAGCUAAGAAGGAACUGGAGCUAGUGAAAGAGCUGUGGCGACAGGAACUGAAAAAUAACCAGCAGAAGGCUGCUGCAAAGCCAAAGCAAGCUACCAAGCCCCCUCCGGGUCAAGCCAAGUCAGAGGUCAAACCCUCUGAGGUCAAUUCCACCGAUGUCAAACCUACUGAGACCAAAGCAGCUGAGACCAAGCCAACAAAGGUCAAACCUGAGGUCAAUGCAGCCGAGGUCAAGCCCGCCGGGGACAAACCCACCGAGGUCAAGCCUGCAGAGGUCAAAACAGGAAAAGGCAAAUCCUCCGAGGUUAAACAGAAGGAGGCCAAGCCAGCCGAGGUCAAGCAGGAGGUCAAACCUACUGAGACCAAAGCAGCUGAGACCAAGCCACCAAAGGUCAAACCUGAGGUCAGUGCAGCUGAGGUCAAGCCCAACAGUGACAAACCCACUGAGGUCAAGCCAGCAGAGGUCAAAGGAGGAAAGGGCAAAUCCUCGGAGGUUAAACAGGAGGUUAAGCCAGCCGAGGUCAAGCAGGAUGUCAAACCCGCUGAGGUCAAACCCACAGGGGUCAAACCUGCAGAGGUCAAACAAGCCGAGGUCAAAUCGGGAGAGGUCAAACCGGCCCAGACCAAAUCAGAGAAGAAGAAGAAGAGGGGGAAACGCAUGCAGAUCCAGGAGGUUGAAGGCAGCAGUGAGGAUGAGAAAGAUUGCAGAAAGUCCAGCCCCAAAACCAACGAGAAGCCAGGCGCAAAAGACAAGAAGGGCAGCAAGACACCAAAAGAGACAGGGAACCAGAAGGGUGAAAAGACCCCAGAGGGUGAGGACAACAAGAUAUCCGUGCCCAAGCUGUCCAAGCCGACAGCCUACGAAUUUCUGCAGGCGUGGACUUCUCUGAAGCGGCACCGAAGCAUGUUUGCCUACGCCGAGCUGCUAAAGCAGAUUUCCCCCGAUGAAUUACCAAAUGUGUUGACCAACAAACUGGAUGGCGACAUGCUGGUCAGUAUUGUGAAGGCUGUCUGUGAACAUCUUGUGGAGUCAGAUGGGGAUCUGAGUUACGGCUUGCUGGCUAACCUGCCCAAGGUGGAGAGGUUCAAGGCAGUGGUUCUCUUCCUGUCCACUGGUGACAAGAAACGCUUACGGAGCACGUUGAAGAAGCUCGGUUCCAGGAAGACUGAGGCUUACAAAGAGAUGGACCUCCAAAACUUGAAACAACUCUACUCCCUGUAAAGGCGGCAUGCGUGCAGUAAAUAAUCAGGAUAUGACAUCAUCUAUAGCAGUCCAAAAUACAAAGCUAACGCUUUCUAAAAUGUCUAUCCCCUCUGUCGCUUUGAGUCUUGUUCGUUCUUCUUGAAAACCAACAAAACUAAACCGUGACCAAUUGUGCUUCACCUUUACCCCUAGGUUGGUUGUAUGAAAAACUAUUUUAAAGUUGGAGAAUUGGGGACUGUGAAGAAUAUACGUGACUGCGUCUUCGCGAGUAGUGGUGUGCGUUUGUGAGUAGCACAAGAACUAGUGAAACAAAUAUUGGUACCCAGGUACCCAACGCCUGAAGAAAAAAAAAGAAAGAGAAAAGGAAAUAUGAAAAUUCAUUCAAAUUGCCAAUUCUGUCUUAGCCAAUAUGCUCUUCAAUACCCUCCUCAUGUUAACCUCAAGUAAGUUUUGCUUUCCACGUAGCCUGAUUUCUAGUUGAAAAUGUUUGCACAUAAACCGUCCUUUUUCCUUUGAAAAGUUACUAAGUAAUUUAAAUGGGUGGUCAGGGGUAUCAGGUUCCGUAUUUUGGAACUAGUUCCCAACAUCAGUAGGGUAUUUGGGUCCUAUUGACAGCCCUGUUAGGGAGAUGGGAUAACUUUCUCGGGUUCUCUGUUUUGUGUGUCUAAGGUCAUACUCUUGUAUUCAACAUGAUGCUUAUGCACAAAUGCGUUAAUUGAAAAGAAGAAAUUCUUGUGAAACACAGGAAUGCUGAAAUAUUUAACCAUUCAUGGCCCACAGAAAUAAUUUGUUAACCAAGUCAUCGAAAUCUGCCUGAAUCAAAUUUUGUUUGUUUGAUUUUUGUUGAAAAAGGACUGGAAUAUAAAUCCAAUGUUAUUGGUUUUACUUCAGAGAAGUGUCACUGUGGACGCAGUGAAUGUGUAGAAUUAUGCCCACACAUGGGCGUCAAAGUAACUUGAAAAAUGUGUGGUUUUUGAAAGUGAUUUUUAUUCAGAAAAAGGGCCACUUUUUGUUUGGGCUUUGUUACUCCUUAAAGUGAUGUAACCUCUCAUAUUCCUUGAAUGAGAUUGGAAUCAAUUAAAGAAUGUGAAAUCAAUAAAAUGCCAAGAUGGCAAGAUAUGUUCUCAAUUAACUUCCGUUGUAUGAAGCUGUUACAUCUCAACAGUGUACGUAAUCUGAAAGUACAUGUACAUGUACCCCUGUAUAUUGUUUUUAAUUAGAAAUGCAGCAAUUUUACACAAAAGUACCUACAUUCAUGAAUAAAGUCUGGAAGAGUCA